Apaloderma vittatum (bar-tailed trogon) is the source of this 867-nucleotide messenger RNA. RefSeq names its product arf-GAP with GTPase, ANK repeat and PH domain-containing protein 3-like. Lineage: Eukaryota; Metazoa; Chordata; Aves; Trogoniformes; Trogonidae. Gene Ontology annotation, cellular component: nucleus. Gene Ontology annotation, biological process: proteasome-mediated ubiquitin-dependent protein catabolic process. The transcript has 7 exons. The record is from RefSeq and is a predicted model, not a curated record. Gene Ontology annotation, molecular function: GTP binding; GTPase activity. The annotation marks the transcript as partial.
GGCAUCGUGGGGAACCUGUCCAGCGGCAAGUCAGCCCUCGUGCACCGCUACCUGACCGGCACCUACGUGCAGGAGGAGUCUCCAGAGGGUGGCCGAUUUAAGAAGGAGAUCGUGGUGGACGGUCAGAGUUACUUGCUGCUAAUUCGAGAUGAAGGGGGUCCCCCCGAACUCCAGGUAGGNNNNUGGGUCGAUGCUGUGGUGUUUGUCUUCAGCCUGGAGGACGAGAUCAGCUUCCAGACGGUGUACAACUACUACCUGCGGCUCUGCAGCUACCGGAACACAGCCGAGGUGCCGAUGGUGCUGGUGGGCACGCAGGAUGCCAUCAGCGCCACCAACCCCCGGGUCAUCGACGACUCUCGAGCGCGGAAGCUUUCCAAUGACUUGAAGCGCUGCACAUACUACGAGACCUGUGCCACCUAUGGACUGAACGUGGAGAGAGUCUUCCAGGAUGUGGCUCAGAAGGUGGUGGCUCUGCGGAAGAAACAGCAGCUUUCCAUCGGCCCCUGCAAGUCCUUGCCCAACUCACCCAGCCAUUCGUCUGUCUCCGCGGCCUCCAUUCCUUCCGUUCACAUCAACCAGGCACGCACGGCAGCGAUGAGCGGCCAGAGGGCAGCUCCUGCCAAGCAGGAGGAGGUCCCUGAGAGGGGCUUUGGUCCGGCUGCCUGGGCCGGGCUGGGGGGGCACAGCCACCCACCGUCCCACUGCCCCUGGGAGCGGGAGCCGGAGGUCUUCCACCACACAUACCCAGUGGGCUUCUUAGGGGAGGGGCGAAUUCAGCGGCGGCAGCUCCGUAUUUAGACCAUUGCUGCCUCCAACACCCCCACCCCCAUCCGCAAGCAGUCCAAGCGGCGCUCUAACAUCUUCACG